AUGCUAUCAUCUUUUGUCUACGUUGGUGCAAUGAUUCUUCUAUCACCAAUCUUUAUUUCAACUGCACUUGAUGUUAAACAAAGGCCAUCAGUUGGAGUUAUUCGUUGGGAUGCUUGGAAUCAAGUCCAUGGUCAAUAUGAUGAAAUUUCAUAUUACGUACAUCGAGAUUUAAGUCCAACAGAGUUUCAUUAUCGUAUUCCAUUUUAUGUAUCUGUUGUUUCACCAAACAAUAUUUCAUUUAAUGCGGAUCAACAAAGUAUAAUGGAUCAAGAAAUUCUUUAUGCAAAACAUGCAGGUAUUGAUUAUUGGGCAUUUGAUACAUACUGUGCAUUUGGACCUACUUGUGCCACAAAUAAUUCAUAUUGCCAGCAAUAUUAUAUACAAACAUCCCAUCUCUAUUGUCCAGAAAAUCCAGCUUAUGGAUUAAAUUUAUUUCUUUCCAGUUCAUACAAAUCUUUGUUAAACUUUACUUUAGUUCUACUUGGUUCAUCUCCUUGUGAUGUUAUUUUUCAACAACAAUACAUUAAUCUCAUGAAACAUCCACAAUUUCAAACUGUUAAAGGAGGUCGACCACUUCUUUAUUUAUUUCAAUUUGAUGAUGCAGAAGCAGAGAAGUGUGCUGGAGGAUGGACAGAAAGUGGACAAAUUUUUCAACAGUUUAGACAAUUGGUCAUCAGUCAAGGACUUCAAAAUCCCUAUCUGGUUUUGAUGGAUUUCAAUGUUCAAAGAGUUCAGUCACAUGCUUUAUCACUUGGAUUUGAUGCCAUUUCAACAUAUGCACUACCUGGUGGAACCAAAGAAGGAACUCCAUUUGUCGAAUUACUUCAUUCAGCUCAACGAUGGUGGCAAUCUGCACAUCAGAUUGGAGCUACGAUGGUUCCAAUAACUCCCACUGGCUGGGAUUCUCGUCCACGUGCUGCACAACCUGAUCCAUGGGUCCAUGAAGGCCCGGAGCAUUAUCUUCAGCCAAGCGUCGAAGAAUUACAGCAACUGAUUCAAAGUGCAAUUAAUUUUACAUGUCAAUACAAUGACACAGUUGAUGCACAAACAAUCAUCAUCUAUGCAUGGAAUGAAUGUACUGAAACCGCUGCAUCACUUGUGCCAACGCUUGGAAAUAGUACAUUGUAUGUCGGCACAAUGUCCAAGAUGCUUCCAAUGUACUGUUGAAAUAUUUUUGUUGUUGAUAUAUGUCAGAGAAUCAAACACUUUUUUUCCCAUUUAAUCAAUUAAACAAUAGCUGUUCAAUAAUAUACUUAGGGAUAUCCAAAAGUAGUGGCAACGACAUUUUAUUACCAUAUUUUACGGUUGAUAAAAAAAUUCUUUUUACAUAGGAUGAUAGAGCGGAAAAUGCUCUUUCUUUCUAUGCUGUUUGGUCGUACUUUGCUUGAUAUCAUAAUAACGAAAUUCUAAUAAAACUAGUUUGUCUAACAUGUGUAUCGGUUACAAAAGUUCACAGUGUCUCCAAUAUGCAUUCUUUUCGUGAUCUUUUCUUUGUUUUUCUUCUUUUCUUUAUUCUUUUCUCUCGUCUCUUCUGAGACUUUAUCGUUCAUCAUCUAAAUAUAAAGAUGCAAGCCUCUUUUUGAGCACAUGCCAUGCACUAUUCGAUUCGA
Molecule: messenger RNA, 1610 nt
Organism: Rotaria sp. Silwood2
Lineage: Eukaryota; Metazoa; Rotifera; Eurotatoria; Philodinida; Philodinidae
Source: the annotation of a GenBank genome assembly